Messenger RNA from Etheostoma cragini (Arkansas darter), 3459 nucleotides. RefSeq names its product transmembrane and coiled-coil domain family 1a (gene tmcc1a). Lineage: Eukaryota; Metazoa; Chordata; Actinopteri; Perciformes; Percidae. The coding region runs from base 703 to 2778 and encodes 691 amino acids. The transcript has 8 exons. Gene Ontology annotation, cellular component: endomembrane system. The record is from RefSeq and is a predicted model, not a curated record.
AGAGUGGACGAGCGACCGUGGGGCGGACGGUACUCGGAGGAGGGGUGCUACUUGCUGAACGUCUGUGUCAGCUCCAACAGUUUGCUAUCACCCGUGUAAGUGUGAAAUAUAUUUUUAGUUUCUUUUUUUCGGGCGGAUUUACCGUGAGUUUAUGCCUCUUUCUCUGUGUGAUAUGUGCUGUGUCUCUCUGUGCCGCGAAGAAAAACUGUUAAGAGUGUCGAUGUAGCGUUAGAUGUUUCAUAGAAGCGGCAGCUUUGUGCAAUGACACACUAACGGGACUGUCAACCCGAGUCCGUUAACACAGCACAGACUUAUAAAAUAGACCUGUGGGGCUGAUGUAGCAGGUCAUCUUCUCUGCAAUGAAGGAAAUCCACUACGUUGUUGUGAAUGUCGGCUGAAGGUAAUCCACAAGAGUGAGUCACGCUUGGCUGACAGUUGGGCUGAUGACCAGCAUGGCUACUGUUUCCUGAAUCAAAGAUGCAUGCUCCCCCUUUGGAUUCAUCCCUCUGACCACCACUGAGCCGAUCCAACCCUCCAUCAGACAGGCCCUUCUCUCCAUCCACUGUUCUCUACUGUACUUUACUGUUUUCUUCUCUCCUGUAGUCAUUCAGUCAUUGUCCUGGUCUGGCCCUCUGUAUGUGUUACAUAUAGAGAGGGAAGUGUUAGCAGACUGAUUAAUAGGGCAGUUCCUCCCUGCUAUUCAUGAGAGGUCAGCACGGACACAUGCAGCAGGGGGAUGACAGUCAAAGGGAGUCAGAGGGGGUGGGCCCCAUUUUAGGUCCUGGAGCGCGAAGAGAAACAGGGGGAUCACAAGGCCCAGGGUUGAAGAGGGCCCCAUUCCAGUCAGAGCACCCCUCCUUCAGUAAGAUGAGCCAAAACGCCAGGGAGGGCAUGGGGGUUCUUGGCCAGGGACUGAAACAGCUGUUCCAGCAGCAACGUAAACGCCUCUCUCGCUCCAACAUCCCCUCUUCGUCUUCCUCCUCCUCCUCCUCUGUAGUCUCAGCAGGUGGCUCCUCCCCCUCUGCCCCUGAGGAUGCCUUGGGGCCCUGCUGUCCUGAACCUGACCACCUUUCUGCUCCUGUGGUUCCCUCUGCAGCUGACCAGGGCUCAGGCGCUGUGGGCAUGAUGAGGCGUGGGACCAGCCUGCAGAGCCGGCGCAGUAAAGGAUCCGGGUGUGGGAGCGGAGACCGCGAUCCUCUCCUGAAAGGUAGCCCCCAGGCCCCGCACCGCCGCCACACCCACGAUCCACAGCAGCACAUCAGACGUCCACGCUCCUCUUCCCCUGGUGAAACCACACCCAGCAGCCCCACACCUGGAUGCACCGGGGGCGAAGUGGUGCUGUCAUCAGGGUACCACUCCACAGAGGAGACGGACAGGAUUGACCGGCUGGAGGUGAGCGGGCUGGGACAAACACCCUUGGCUGUUUCAUGCGGCGCAGACUGUUCAUUCCCUGGAGCUGAUGAUGGCACCCCAGACCCUCAGCGCACAAAGCAGGCAAUCGCCCAGCUGCAGCAGAAAAUCCUUAAACUCACGGAGCAAAUUAAGAUCGAGCAGACAGCCAGGGAUGACAACGUUGCAGAGUACCUCAAACUAGCCAACAAUGCUGACAAACAGCAAAGCACACGCAUCAAACAGGUUUUUGAGAAAAAGAACCAGAAGUCGGCGCAGACCAUCCAGCAGCUGCAAAGGAAACUGGAACACUACCACCGGAAGCUGCGGGAAGUGGAGCAUAACGGUAUCCCACGCCAGCCCAAGGAUGUUCUGCGGGACAUGCAGCAGGGCCUGAAGGAUGUCGGAGCUAAAGUCACAGGCUUCAGUGAAGGCGUGGUGGACAGCGUGAAGGGAGGCCUUUCUAGCUUCUCCCAGGCCACCCACACUGCUGCCGGGGCCGUCGUCUCCAAACCUCGUGAGAUUGCGUCGCUGAUUCGUAACAAAUUCGGCAGCGCUGACAACAUCCCCUCUCUUAAAGACUCUCUUGACGACCCCUCAGUGGAAGAAGGUGUGACUGGGGCUGGCGGACGUUCACUGGGCAGCGUUGGGCAUCACCUCCAGCCCAGUCCUAGGUAUGGUAGUGAGGAUGACUGCUCUAGUGCUACAUCAGGCUCAGCGGGGGCCAACAGCACCACAGGUGCCCCCGGAGGUCCCCCAAGUUCCAAGGGAAACACACUGGAGAGGAGUCAGAGCUCCAGUCUGGACAUGCUGCUGCAGGAGAUGCAGGAGCUGAGGGAAGGCCAGGCAAGGCUGGAGGAGAGCCUUGAUGGUUUGAAGAGCCACUAUCAGAGGGACUACACAGUUGUUAUGCAAGCACUGCAAGAGGAACGCUUCAGGUGUGAACGUCUGGAGGAGCAGCUGAACGACCUGACAGAGCUUCACCAGAAUGAGAUCCUUAACCUCAAACAGGAGCUGGCCAGCAUGGAAGAGAAGAUCGCCUACCAGUCCUAUGAGAGAGCCAGAGACAUACAGGAAGCAUUGGAGGCGUGUCAGACCAGGAUCUCUAAGAUGGAGCUCCAACAGCAGCAACAGCAGGUCGUCCAGUUGGAGGGGCUGGAAAAUGCCACCGCCCGGACCCUCCUGGGAAAACUUAUCAAUGUGCUGCUGGCCCUUAUGGCUGUCCUUCUGGUCUUUGUCUCAACUGUGGCCAACUGUGUGGUCCCGCUGAUGAAGACACGCUUGCGCACACUCUCCACCCUCCUCCUCAUCCUCUUGCUGGCCUUCUUGUGGAGAAACUGGGACGCUCUCUCGGGGUACACGCAGCGCGCUCUGCAGCCCCCAGGAUGACCAGAUUGAAGCCAGCACAUGUUGCUUUGGUGACACCAGGUGAUGUAACUUUAGCUGCAAUCAUGCAGGAAGUUUGAAGAAUGUGAUUGCCGUAAGAGUGGCUGUGUGGCCGGGCACGGGAAAUACGUCCGAGCACAUAUGCACGCGGAAUCAAGAAAAAGUGGAAGAAACUGAGUAAAAGUUGAGGAACACUCAUGAUUGUUAUUUAGCAAGGGCGAGACUGUUUACAUUUUUAAAAAUGAACUAUUGUGUUGCUGUCUCUCAGAAUGCAGCAUUGUACUGUUUUUAUCUUUAGAGUUUAAUCAAUUAUAAUGUUAUUAUUUCUAAUAAUAUUAUUAUUUUUUUCAACGUUAUUUUAUUCAGUACCAUGUAGCAUUACGCUCUUCUCACUCUACAGGACGGGGAGCUUAGUCUGGACACUGGGUUGGCGAUUUGCUCCAAAGGCCCAGUCCAAUUGUUGAGACAUGCCAAUGUGAUAAUGUGGGUGAUUGCCUUUAAGAAGAGAACUUUUACCUAGCUGUGAUUGGUAGAUUUGAACCAACAAAUACAUGUAUAACAUGUAUUUGAACAUGGAUCAAAACCUCCCUGGGAGUUUCUUGCUGUGAUAGAAUUUGUUCUUACAGAACAUUUUGAAGGACUGAUCACGACCUUUGAGUGUCAGAUGACUUAACAAGUUUUGUG